AUGGCUAGAACUACUGCAUCUAAUAGUGAGAGUGAGGCAAAGACUAGUAAGUCUACUAAUACUGGUUCUUCUUAUGGUGGGCAAUCGAAUUCAGGUGCUAGAAAUACUGCUAAGCAAAGGCUAACUGCUGCACAAAGUCAAUAUAUUAAGAAUUUGGUUAAAACACAUAUAACGAAUAAUCAUCCAGGUUUGAAAUCCAGACCUCAUCCAUUGGACUUUGAAAUGUAUUCUGAUGACAUAUUACGUCGUUAUAAGGAUCAUUUUAAAUUAGGCACAGAAGAUAAUCUAACACUUGAUGGAUAUAUGCUAGGUUCACAGUUGGGCUCAAGAACAUAUUCUGGUGAAUUGAAUAAAGUAGGGAAACCUGAAGCAAGGGUGCUCAAGAAGGAUCUUGCGGAUGAAGUGAAAAAACACUUUUUGUCAUAUGGGAUUAAAGAGACCGUUUGCAUUCCUCAUUUCAUAUAUAAAGUAAAGACCCAAAAGAAAAAAUUCAAAAUGGAAUUUAAUGAUUAA
Messenger RNA from Vanderwaltozyma polyspora DSM 70294, 513 nucleotides. RefSeq names its product Sap30p (gene SAP30). NCBI's taxonomy places the organism in Eukaryota, Fungi, Ascomycota, Saccharomycetes, Saccharomycetales, Saccharomycetaceae. The transcript has a single exon. The coding region runs from base 1 to 513 and encodes 170 amino acids. Gene Ontology annotation, molecular function: protein binding; transcription coregulator activity. Gene Ontology annotation, cellular component: histone deacetylase complex. The record is from RefSeq and is a predicted model, not a curated record. Gene Ontology annotation, biological process: regulation of DNA-templated transcription.